Molecule: messenger RNA, 2025 nt
Organism: Aspergillus puulaauensis
Lineage: Eukaryota; Fungi; Ascomycota; Eurotiomycetes; Eurotiales; Aspergillaceae
Exons: 7
Coding region: 1-2025 (674 amino acids)
Biological process (GO): regulation of transcription by RNA polymerase II; DNA-templated transcription
Cellular component (GO): chromatin
Molecular function (GO): DNA-binding transcription factor activity, RNA polymerase II-specific; zinc ion binding; electron transfer activity
Source: RefSeq, a predicted model, not a curated record
AUGGCGGACCGUGCCGAUGGUACUGCUUCUCGUCCGUUUCCAUGUAGUGAGUGCUCAAAGACGUUUACGCGGAGUGAGAAUCUCAAAAGACACAAGCUUGCCCGACACGGCGGUGCUUCCCGGAAGGCCUUCGAGUGCGCUGGAUGCCAUGCCCGAUUUUCACGGAGUGAUGUAUAUAAGCGGCAUUGCCAUCGUUGUCGACUCCUGGAUCAAUUCGGCCUGGCAAGUCGGAGUGGUUCUAGUCCACCAGAAAUAGCAGAGACCAUUGCCUCUCUCGUGGCUCCGGAGGCCUUGUUGAACCCACAACAUAGCCCGGAGAAUAUCCCAUUUGACGAUGCGUCUUCACGAGCGCAGCCCGCGUAUUCGACAUCUGUGGACAAUGGGGAUACGGCAUCGUAUAUCAAGGCUUAUUUUGACAAUUUUCAUCCAGCCUUUCCUUUACUACAUCGGCCGACCUUCUCCAUCUCCUCCUCGCCUGAGCUUUUGAUUAAUAUCGUUGCAGUUAUUGGGAGUUUAUACUCAAGUGACCCGGAAGCAUCUGCCCAAUGGUGUCAAAAUACCUGGAAGCGUGGAAGCCAGCAGCUUUACGACAUGGUUACCGCUGAUGAUAGCGAAGUUCGAAAGACUUGGGUUUUACAGGCCGGCAUCCUCCAUAUUAUCUACGGGGCCUACUCGAAGGACUCCGCUGAAUUUGCCGCCGCCAAACGCCUGCUGCGGACUAUUGUUGACGCCAUACGGGAGCUGGGGUUGCUGAUACAGGGCAUUGCAGCGCCGGACUACCUAUCUUGUGCAUCUCAAAGAAACGACCUGGGUGCCCAAGUUGACCCAGAAACCCCGUACAUGCGGUGGACGUCCUAUAUCCACAACGAGUCGCUCAAAGUUUCACUCUACGCUCUGGUACUCGUGGACUCGUAUGUCUUUCUACCGUCCAAUUCACGGCCCUUACUCUCGCCAAUGGAGUUCGCGUGGGAACUCCCCUUCCCAAGCGAUUUGUGGGAGGCUCAAAACUCGCAAGUCUGGCUCCAGAGAGUAUCCGAACACUUUGGGACGCUGUCGGAGGACUACCUAUACAGUCCUCGCCGGAUAGCAACGGCCUCGCUUUCAAUCGCUACCCAGCAGCUCAUGACCGAAUCCCCGAGCCCCGAACUCCUCGCUGCCCUGGCCGCAUCACCGUUCGCAACAUUAUGUCUCCUUGUAAAUAUAAAUACACUAAUACGAGACUUUACCCGGUGUUACUACCAAAUGCCCCCAAGCCCGGCCGAUCCAUCCGCAUUCCAUAUCCUCACCCAGGCCCAGAACAAACAAGUAUACAGUGCGAUGAGGGUGAUUUCGAGCAUCGUCAAGGACCAAGCGUGCACGGCCGAAACCCCGCAUUUCGUGCUCUGGCGCACGAUUGAGACUUUUUACUGUUUUGUUAAAAUCAGCCUCUGCCGUCCGGACCCCCUCCUUAUCGGCGGUAUUGUGGAUAACAGUGUCGUUGCGGGAUUGGCGACCUCGACGCAUCUCACCCUCGGAAACUAUGUCGCUGUUAGACGGUCCGCUCCGUUACUCCAGCCUCAUCUGUGGGGUGAUGAAGGUAUUCUGGCACUCCUGGGGGAUCUCGCGGGUGCGCUGUGCAGAAUAGUUGGCGAGGGGGGUGAAGGUCGAUGCCGUGAACCGCCCUGGGCGACGGCGAGCAGCUAUGGGAUCAUGUUGUGCAUGUGGGCGGCGCUGAGGCGGGCCGGGAAGGAUAUUCGGAACCAUUUGGAUACGUUCAAUGAGCUGCCUAGGACGUCGGAGUCGGCGAUGUUGAUUUUCAAUACGCUUGUUGAGGCUGUGGCAGGAGCUGGUGGGGGAGGGCGAGAUCCCCGGAUCUGGUCUACGGAUAGGGACAGCUUUGUUGGUCUGCUUGAACAGGGGGAGGGCUUAUACCUGUCUCUUAUGCAGAGGGCGUGCAGGGACAGGUCGGUUUGGGGUCUCGGGUCGUCUAUGGUAACUGUCGUAGAGGAAGUGUUGGCUGCUCCGCCGAGCACGGGCCUGGCGUGA